Ilex paraguariensis (yerba mate) is the source of this 691-nucleotide messenger RNA. The record is from the annotation of a GenBank genome assembly. NCBI's taxonomy places the organism in Eukaryota, Viridiplantae, Streptophyta, Magnoliopsida, Aquifoliales, Aquifoliaceae.
CAUACUUGUGUUAGAGAUACCAUUAGUGAUGAGGCAAACUCCACAUGGCUUGCUAAACAAUUAGCAACUAAAAUUAGAACUAAUCCUGAAAUUAAAUUGCUUGGUCUACAAGAAACGAUCAACACUAAAUUCCACCUAGAAGCCAAAAUAUAGCAGUGUUACAGGAUUAAGAGGAAGGCACUCGAAGACGUGGAGGGAAGUCAUGCGGAGGCAUAUGAGAUGGUAAGAAUGUAUGGAAAUGAAAUCCUUCAAAGUAAUCCAAGAAGUCUUUGUUGCCAUGGAAACUAAUGCUCCAGACAGUGAUGGUAGAAGACCAUUCAAGAGGAUUUUUAAUGCUUUUCAUGCUCUCACCAUUGGCUUCAUACAUGGUUGUAGACCAUUCAUUGGUCUUGAUGGGUGCCACCUAAAAGGGUUAUAUGGUGGUGUUUUAUUGGUUGAUGUUGCAUUGAAUGGUAAUAAUGGGUUAUUUCCUGUUGCAUAUGGUGUGGCAAAGAAUGAGAGAACAGACAAUUGGACUUUUUUUCUUGGCCACUUGGCAGAAAUCAUUGGACAUGAGACACAUCCACUCUAUUUUAUGUCUGAUCAGUAGAAGAUAUGUAAUUGUUUAACUCUACACUUGUUAUUUUCAAAGUAGUAUUAUUGUGACCGUUAAGAUGGUUUUUGGUGAAGAUGGUUUUUUCCCUAUGUUAUU